Messenger RNA from Ophidiomyces ophidiicola, 993 nucleotides. RefSeq lists its product as uncharacterized. Gene Ontology annotation, molecular function: 4-hydroxy-tetrahydrodipicolinate synthase activity. The record is from RefSeq and is a predicted model, not a curated record. The transcript has a single exon. The coding region runs from base 1 to 993 and encodes 330 amino acids. Lineage: Eukaryota; Fungi; Ascomycota; Eurotiomycetes; Onygenales; Onygenaceae.
AUGUCGGGAUCAAAAGAAAGCGGCUUUUCAGAAGGAAAAGUGCGGCGCCUCGUGCCAGGAAUAUACGUUCCCACGUUGUGUUUCUUCGACCCGAAGACCGAGGAUCUCGAUCUCUCAACAAUUGCAAAACAUGCCGUUAGGCUUGCUCAGGCAGGAGUUACCGGUCUUACCGUCCAUGGAUCAAACGGAGAGGCUGUUCAUCUCUCUACUGAAGAACGAGCGAUGGUAAUUCGGACGACACGGGACGCAUUGAACAGUGCUGGGUUCGGAGCUAUGCCAUUGAUGGCGGGAUGCAGUGCACACUCAACCAGAGAGACCAUCAAGCAAUGUCAAGAGGCUUAUAAAGCAGGGGCAGACUGUGCCUUGGUGCUGACAGCUUCAUAUUAUCAGACCCUUUUUGCGCCUGAUUCGGUAGUCGAAUAUUUCUACGACGUAGCGAAUGAGUCACCUCUUCCACUCGUCAUCUACAACUACCCGCCUGUUGUUGGUGGUCUCGACUUGGACUCGGACACCUUAAUCACUCUGAGCAAUCACCCUAAUAUCAUUGGAUGCAAAUUCACUUGUGGAAAUACCGGAAAGCUUAAUCGCGUCGUGGCUGCCCAGCGACAAAGAGCUUCAAGCUCGUCCGGAAAGCCCUCUGCGCCUGAAUUCCUAUGCUUCGGGGGAUCCGGGGAUUUCACACUUCAGACGCUGAUUGGCGGCGGUGCAGGAAUUAUCGGUGGCAUUGGAAACCUUGCCCCUAAGACGUGUGUUCGGAUUCAAGAGUUGUAUCGCCAGGGGAAUAUGAUGGAUGCACAGAAGGCCCAGGAAAUCCUGGCCCGAGGCGACUGGGUGGCUAUCCAAAGCGGAGUGGUUGGGAUUAAGAGUGCCAUAAUGGCACAUUGUGGAUAUGGUGGUUAUGGGAGAAAACCUCUUCCGCGGCCAAGCAAGGCGGAUCAAAACACCUAUGCGGUCCAGUUUCAGGAGCUUGUGGAUUUUGAGAAUUCCUUGUGA